Messenger RNA from Striga hermonthica, 339 nucleotides. The record is from the annotation of a GenBank genome assembly. NCBI's taxonomy places the organism in Eukaryota, Viridiplantae, Streptophyta, Magnoliopsida, Lamiales, Orobanchaceae.
AUGUGGACUCACUUUGCUUUGGGUACGACAAAAUCCACAUACAUAUCUCCCUCAUUCUCCAUCAACGGCAGUGCAGAAAUAGUCGGGUACGUCAUGACCCGGGAGCUCAAUCCCGACAAAUUCUUACGGUUUGGCGUCGACGACGGCACCGACUGCACCCACUGCAUACUCUGGCUCAAACAAUUCACGUCCUCUUACUUCUCCAAGCGUAGGAUCACCGGAUUUUGGGGUAUGGUUCAUAUCACGAUUUCUGAUGUGGUUGUCGAGGUGGACCCCAAUGCCCAGGUUCUGCACUGGCUCGACUGUGUUAGGCUUGCCCGAAAAUGUUACGGUAAGUGA